Molecule: messenger RNA, 3121 nt
Organism: Amyelois transitella
Lineage: Eukaryota; Metazoa; Arthropoda; Insecta; Lepidoptera; Pyralidae
Gene: muc
Product: dihydrolipoyllysine-residue acetyltransferase component of pyruvate dehydrogenase complex, mitochondrial
Exons: 10
Coding region: 137-1621 (494 amino acids)
Biological process (GO): pyruvate decarboxylation to acetyl-CoA
Cellular component (GO): pyruvate dehydrogenase complex
Molecular function (GO): dihydrolipoyllysine-residue acetyltransferase activity
Source: RefSeq, a predicted model, not a curated record
CGUAGGGUGACAUUGACAUUAAUUUCAACGACCUACAACUUGGAAAAGGUCGAUCGUUUAACGUACCUAUUAGUAGGAAUAAUAAGCCGUCCCGGUCAUCUGGACGGAUUAGUUUUAGCUUAUUAACUGAAUAAAGAUGCUACGAACAAUUCUACAGACCCAGGCUCUUAGUGGAGGCCUCAGAAAAGCUGUCCGAUUGAAUGUUACGAGAUGCUUAAGUACAGAGUUGGCCAGGAGGAAACAAUCAAAUAAAUUGUUAUCACCAGCUCAAUGCAAAGCAGUCUCAAUUACACCACAAUGGAGUGUCCCUUUGAGACAGUACUCAAGUCUCCCGCCACACAACAAAGUGAACUUACCAGCCCUCUCUCCCACUAUGGAGAGUGGCUCCAUUGUCAGUUGGGAGAAAAAGGAAGGAGACAAACUCAAUGAAGGUGACCUGCUGUGUGAAAUCGAGACAGACAAGGCUACCAUGGGUUUCGAGACCCCCGAAGAGGGUUACUUGGCCAAGAUACUUAUUCCCAGUGGCACCAAGGGUGUACCCGUCGGCAAGCUUUUGUGUAUCAUUGUAGAAAAUCAGGCGGACGUAGCUGCCUUUAAAGAUUUCAAAGAUGAUUCGUCAGGAGCCUCAGAGAAACCAGCACCUAAAAAGGAAGAGGAAGCGCCGCCGAAACCCGCGCCUGCGCCACCGAAGCCGGCGUCAGCGCCGGCCCCCGCCGCGCCCAAAGCCCCCGCGGCCCCGUCAGGGGACAGGGUUUAUGCAAGCCCCAUGGCUAAGCGGCUGGCUGAGAUAAAAAAAAUAAGACUUGGAGGGCAAGGGUCUGGCUUGUACGGCUCUCUGAAGAGUGGUGAUCUGGCAGGAUUGGCCGCGGACUCGCCUUCAGCCGACCUUCCAGCUGCGCCGACGCCGAAACCGGGAGCCGCUUAUGUCGAUAUCCCGCUGUCUGGCAUGAGGGAAACCAUAGCUAAGAGACUUACUGCGGCGAAACAGUCGAUACCUCAUUACCAGUUGUCUAUGACUGUGAAUAUUGAGAAGACUUUGGCGUUGAGGAAAGCUAUUAAUGAGAAGUUGGAAGCUGAGAAGGCUGGUGUUAAGGUUUCUGUAAAUGAUUUUAUCGUGAAAGCCGUGGCAUCUGCGUGCAAGAGAGUGCCGGCCGUCAACGCGUAUUGGAUGGACUCUUUCAUAAGACAAUUCUCGAACGUAGACGUAAGUGUAGCAGUGGCGACCCCUACCGGGCUGAUCACGCCGAUAGUGUUCAACGCGGACUCCAUCGGCGUCAUACAGAUCUCCAAGAGCAUGAAGGAGCUCGCGCAGAAGGCCAAAGACGGGAAACUACAACCGCAGGAGUACCAGGGCGGCACAGUCACUCUGUCCAACUUGGGAAUGUAUGGUAUAACGAUGUUCAACGCGAUCAUAAACCCACCUCAGUCAUUAAUAUUAGCGUGCGGAGGGCUACAAGAGCUCGUCAUCGAAGACAAGAACGCAGAAAAAGGCUUCAGAAAGGCGAAAUUCAUAACGGUGACAGCGUCGGCUGACCAUAGAGUAAUAGACGGCGCGAUUGGCGCGCAAUGGAUGAAGGCGCUCAAAGACAACCUCGAAGACCCCGCGCAUAUCAUAUUGUGAACGGACACCUAAUGACGCGAUUAGCACACAAUUUGCUUACUGGAUAUGUAUAUACUUGCCACAGAAAUAAAUGAAGACGGAAGAUUUCAUAGAGCAGUGAAUUUGGCACGGUUAUUAGUGUUCUAUAACCGAAAAGAUUAUUCACUAAACAGAACAUUUAUUUAAUUGAACAAAAAUUUAAAUAUGCAUACAUAUAUUUGUACCUAGGUGUUAAGUCGCACUAAAGGAAUUCGGUACAUCUAUGAUCGUUCAUAAACUUGUUAGUAAGAAAAGGUAUACUAUCUUUACGAUAAAAACUUUUUUUUUUAGAAAAAUAUGCUUUUUUAUGCUAAAUUGAAAGUAAUAUGUUUAGUACAAAUCCGUUCAUGUUUUAAUAUUUUCUAUUGAACUUCACAUGCACUCAUUGUUCCCUUGACUUGGUCUUUACUUAGUAUAUUUAAAUUUUAAAACGUCCAUUUUUUAAACGUUUUUUCUUUAUAAAAGUUAUUAUUUCUGAACUACAUUAAACCGAAUGCGUUUAUUUCUGUGCCUGUGUUGCCAAUGCAAAGUUUUAUACGAUACCCAAUCCUUUUUGUUAGUUUUUAUUUAUUUGAUAUUCUUUUUAGAUGUUUUUUUAAUUAAAUCAUUGAUAUUCAUUUAGCAAAUUGUUACGAGAUUUAAAAGUCGCGACAGCUUGUCCUUCGGGGUCAGAUUUAUAAGAAUUUUCUCGGUUUCUUCUUAUUGAGCAUCAUAUUCCCUUUAGUUUUUAUUAUUAUAAGGGAUUGUGAAUGUACCUAUAUUUCUUUUUAUAUUACGCAUUGCUUAAGUUUUACAUCUUAGUUUAUUAAAUAAUUGUUUUUUGUACAUUUCAAGUAGUUAUUUUUUGAAGUGGGAUAUUAACGAGAAUAAAUAUCAAUUUAUUUUUUGAUCUUUGUUUCCUUUUUUAACUCUGCGCGGAGGACUAGCGGUCGCUAUGAUAUUAUAACUAAUUAUUUAUUUAGUGAAAUAAGGAAUAAUCGUACAAUGAAUAUUUGUAUAGCUGAAGCUUAUCAAACCGUCUUUUGUAAGAUUCAGAUGUAAAAAAUGUACAAAAAUAUCAUCAAUCAUAUAUUUUCAGAAUCAUGGCUUUUUUUUAGUACGAGGACAUGCUAUCUGCUAAAUGUUAAAUUAUUAGUGAACAUUAUAUUUUUUUUAUAGAAAUUGUAUUAUUAUUGCUGUCUCGUUCUCACUCUUGAACCCUAUUAGCAGGUGUCUAGUGAGUGAGAGAGACAGAAUACAAUGUUCAUUUCUGAUAGGACAUUUGGCUGAUUGUAUAGUAAAUAAAUGAGUGGAGCGAAGAUCUACGUUUGUUAUUUAUUUGCAUGUGUAAAGAAGUGCCGGUGUAGCCGUAGUGUAAAUAAACAUGGAUUAAUUGGUGCAAGUUGAAGAAUGAUGUUAAUUUUAUGUUACCGCCCUGUUAACAGCCAGAUAGAUACAUUUAUGAACGUUAGUGAAAUAAACUAAUUUUAUUUGUUAAUUUUA